GCAGUGCGCUGGCCCAGGGCCUGUGUGUGCAGUGUCCAUCUCGAUGGCUACCUGCCAGGGCUACCCCUCUGUGGGCCAUAGUCAUCAACCUGUCACAAAAUAUUUAAUAUUCCUGAGCACCCAACUGGUCCACAUCUACUGGCCUCUUUUAAGAGCUAUAUCUGUAAGCCACACAUUUCCGGAAAAGCAGGCUGAAAAGCGGUUCACAAGCUCUGGAAGUUGGAUGUAAAUCCUGGCUCUCAUGGUGCUGGCAAGAGACUUGCUUGGCCUCUCAGAGUCUCAGUUUCCUUAUCUGCAGAACAAGGGCAGGAACCUCACCUGCUGGGUGAAGCUGGAGGGAAGCUUGAACAAGAAAAUACAUCUAAAAGCAUCUGGCAUGUGAUGGCACUCCCCACGCUGCCCUCCUCCUGGUGCAGCCGGCGGCUCCCAGAUCAGCAGGCCGCCCGACAGCGCCGCCAGGAGCAGGAGGCACAUCUUCGGCAGCAGUGGGACCGGAACAGCCGCUACUUCCAGGUGUCUGACAUCUGCAGCUCUAAACAGGCAGAGUGGAGCUCCAGGGCCUCCUACCAGCGGAGCAUGCAUGCCUACCAGCGGGAGAAGAUGAAGGAGGAGGGGAGGAAGCGUCUGGAGGCCCGACGUCAGAGACUCAGGCAGCUUUUGGUGGAGGAACAAGACUUGCUGGCCAGGCAACUGGAGGAGCUGAGGCUGAGCAUGAACUUGAGGGAAGGGAGAAUCCGGGAGCAGCAUGGGAACCUGAAGGCAGCCCGAGAGGAGCAAAGGAAACUGAUUGCUGAACGACUUUUGUAUGAACACUGGAAAAAGAACGACCCCAAACUUCGAGAGAUCGAAUCGGACCUUCACAAGAGGCAUGUGGUAAACGCUUGGGAAACGCAGAAAGAGGAAAAAAAACAGCAAGAAGCCGCCGAAGAGGAAAAGGAAAAACGAUUUGAAAAUGAGUAUGAAACGGCCCGCCGGGAAGGACUGGAGCGGAUGAAAGCGGAAGAGGACAGGAGGCAGCUGGAGAGUAAGCUGCAGGCCGAGGCGCUGCGCCAGCAGAUGGAGGAGCUGAAGGUGAAGGAGAUGGAGGCCACCAAACUGAAGAAGGAGCAGGAGAAUCUGCUGAAGCAGCGCUGGGAGCUGGAGAGGCUGGAGGAGGAGAGGCGGCAGAUGGCAGCCUUGCGGCAGAAGGCAGAACUGGGACGCUUCCUGAGACAUCAGUAUAAUGUGAAGCUCAAUAGACGCACACAGCAGAUCCAAGAGGAACUGGAGGCGGACAAGCGCAUCCUGCAGGCGCUGUUAGAGGAGGAGGACGAGAACCGGCGUGUGCACCAGGCCCGGCGGGAGCAGGCCCUGGCCGACGUGGCCUGGAUGAAGCGGGUCAUUGAGGAGCAGCUGGAGCUGGAGCGGGCGCGGGAGGCAGAGCUGCAGAUGCUGCUGAGGGAAGAGGCCAAGGAAAUGUGGGAGAAGAGAGAGGCAGAGUGGGCCCGCGAGAGGAGCGCUCGAGACCGGCUGAUGAGCGAGGUUCUGACAGGAAGACAGCAACAGAUCCAGGAAAAGAUUGAACAAAACCGACGGGCGCAGGAGGAAUCCCUGAGACACAGAGAGCAACUUAUUCAAGAUCUUGAGGAGGCAAGAGAGUCAGCUCGUCGUGAGAAAGAGGAGAGUGAGGAGCUGAAAUCGGCAAGGAAGCAGGAGCUGGAAGCUCAGGUGGCAGAGCGGCAGCUGCAGGUGUGGGAGGCAGACCAGCAGGAGAAGGAGGAGGAAGAGGAGGCGAGACGGGCAGAGCAGCUCACGGCUGCCCUGCUGCAGCAGGAGGCAAAGAUGAUGGCCAAGCAGGGCUACCGGCCCAAGCCUUAUGGACAUCCCAGAAUCGCUUGGAACUGACUUGGUUGGUACUGUAACUCCUCCACACAAGGAGUGAGGAUGGUGAGGUCUCUGGUAUGCAGCCGCCAGACCGUUCUACAGGCUCUGUUCCAGUGUUCGGGUCACUGUAAAAUAGUUCAGCGAAUGUUCAGGUCCACGAUUAAAUGGAGUGAGGGUCUGGCUGGACUUUAAGCUGUGUUGGCUAUCCAGGAGGCCCUUUCCUGCCUUUUUUAUCCCAGAAAGGGACUUCAUAGUCACACGUUGACAGUGCUGUCACAGUCUUGUAAUAUGUUGAUAAAUAAUGUUAGAUUCUAAAUCGGUGCUAGGAGUUACAAGUUGUAUUCCAUGACAGGCUACGAGUUUCCUCUUGUCUCACCCCUAAUUGUCGACCUCCAGUGAGGACUCUUAACUACAGAUAGGAGACAAGUUUUUCAGGUUUUGAAAUUUCCAUUAAAAUUUGAUUGUUCUAUUGAAAACAAA
Dama dama (fallow deer) is the source of this 2343-nucleotide messenger RNA. RefSeq names its product trichoplein keratin filament binding (gene TCHP). NCBI's taxonomy places the organism in Eukaryota, Metazoa, Chordata, Mammalia, Artiodactyla, Cervidae. The coding region runs from base 382 to 1884 and encodes 500 amino acids. The record is from RefSeq and is a predicted model, not a curated record. The transcript has 13 exons. Gene Ontology annotation, cellular component: keratin filament. Gene Ontology annotation, biological process: apoptotic process.